This is a messenger RNA of Helianthus annuus (common sunflower), 2903 nucleotides long. Its product is annotated as probable ubiquitin-like-specific protease 2B. Gene Ontology annotation, biological process: proteolysis. The coding region runs from base 111 to 2480 and encodes 789 amino acids. The transcript is spliced from 16 exons. Gene Ontology annotation, molecular function: cysteine-type peptidase activity. The record is from RefSeq and is a predicted model, not a curated record. NCBI's taxonomy places the organism in Eukaryota, Viridiplantae, Streptophyta, Magnoliopsida, Asterales, Asteraceae.
AUCGGGUAUUAAACUAGUUACUUGCGACCGUUACAUGUAUUCUUCGUGUUCCUGAACCCUUACGACUCUCGAUGAUCAGAAACCCUAAUUCUAACUAACAUCUCGUUACGAUGGGCAUGAUGUACUCCAGCAAGAAAUUCAAAGAGUAUGUGUUCGAUGUAUCGGCUCCAGAGGAAAACACUAGAUGGAAAUCCGCACAAUCCAGGAAGAACAAAUCUCAUUAUUCCAGUGAAGACAAUCACAAGUUCCUGGAAUCAUUUGCAGUAGGGAAUGUUUCUAGAGGAAAGAAACCCCGGGAUGGAAAAUCAAUUGUUCAUGAAGUUGAUGAAAUGGUGAAUGAAAGGAUCUGUCGACCAGGUGCUGCUUUAGAAUCGAGUUCUUCAAACUACAAUUCAAAGACUUUAUCUCAAUCCAAGUGUACUGAUUAUUUUCCAUCGCAUAAAGCUGCCACUGACGGGAAGUAUUCAGAUCGUAACCAACCGCUUCACUUGGCUGAUACUGAGCUUGUGUCUAUAAUCUCAGAUGAGGACAUAGAUAACUCAUCUACAAUGUCUUCUGAUGCUCUUGCAGAUGCUGAAGGUUUAUCAGGAGAACGGGAUCUUGAGCACGAGAGUACUUCACAUGAUAAGGAAUCCAGUGUUGUUGUUUGCCCAGAGUGUGUUACUUAUGGAAGAAGCUGUUACUCGACAGCACAGCUGACUUUUUUUCGUACUUCUAUUAAGCUUGAUGUUUCCGAGGAAGGGGCCACAGGUUGUCUUACUUUUGAAUGGAAGACUCUAAAUCUUGUUAGUAUCGAGUCACGAUGGUUGGAUCCUUUCAAAACAACUGAGGUCUGCCUUCGUAUCAAGUCGGAGCACGGUCAAAAGUCAGGCGUUUUGGAGGUAAAGUUCACUGUUACCGACUCUUGUUGGAGUAAUAAGCAAGAUCUUAUCAAAUCUCUGGAUACGCAAUAUAAGGAAAAAUGGGAUGUUGAUCUCGAUUCAUAUGAGUUGUUUGAAGAUACUACAUAUCUGGAAGGGGAUGGUGAUUCUAUAGCCAUUUCUAAGAGAGACUUUCAGCUUCUGCAGCCAGAAAAGUUUAUCAAUGAUACAAUUGUUGACUUCUAUAUAGAAUACCUGAAGCAGAUCAAACCUGCUGAUGCAAGAGUCCAUUUUUUCAAUAGCUUUUUCUUUAGAAAGCUGGCAGAUUUUGAUGAAAAUCAAUCACGCUCUAUCGACUUCAAGGAAGCUUUCCAAAGAGUUCGCAAGUGGACGAAGAAAGUGGAUAUAUUUCAAAAGGAUUACAUUUUUAUUCCUGUAAACUUCAGGUUGCAUUGGAGUUUGAUUAUCAUAUGUCAUCCUGGUGAAGUGGCGCAUUUCACAGAUGAUGAAAUGGAGAGUUCACUUAAAGUGCCAUGCAUUUUGCACAUGGACUCUAUUAAAGGACACCACAGAGGUCUUGAACCUUGUAUCAAAUACUAUUUGUGGGAAGAGUGGAAAGAGAGAAAUACUGAUGCAUCAGAACAUAUUUCUACCAAGAUCCAGGAUUUGCGGUUUAUUCGUCUCGAGGUACCCCAGCAGGAGAAUUCUUAUGAUUGCGGGCUAUUUAUGCUCCACUACAUGGAACUUUUUGUGAAACAGGCUUCCAAUAACUUUAACCCGUUGAAAGACUUUAUCAGUCCAGAUUGGUUCUAUCCUAUGGAAGCUUCUUUGAAACGUGCUCGAAUCAAAAGAUUGAUCUUUGAACUUACGAAAAGCAAUAUCCAGAAAGGUUCGUCACCUAAAUCGUCCUAUGAGCUCAAGGAUGAAGAUGAUGAUAUUGAUUACGAUGAUGAUGAAGCCGAUGUUCAAAUUCUCCAUGAUGCAUGUAACUCCAAGGAAACUUGUGGUGAAAGUGUGUCUGGUCCUUGUGUGAACAACGCAACACCAUUAAUGGUUAAACCUUUGAGAAGUGUAGACAUGGACGUAUAUCUUUCGGAUAGUGACAUCGAUGGAGGAUCGUUAAUUGCUGACAGUGAGCAGAAGAAUCAUGGGCAGCAGAUGGUUUUGUAUGAUCCUUCUAUACGUGCCAUGUCACCAACAAAGAAUUGUGUUUUUUUCUUGUAUAAACAGAAAAUCGAUGAAACAGAAGACUCUGUUGACAAGCAAAUAGUCACAGUUUCGGAGACUAACAAGAUAAAUCCGACUGUGAACCGUAUCAAAAAGUCAAUGAAUUUAUUACAGCUGAAGGAUAAGUCUGGCGGAGACAACGAUGUGCUUGAAUCACAUGAUGUUGAAGAUUCUGACGAUGAUGUGUAUGAAACAUGUGUUGUAGAAGAUUCUGGUUCAGACAAUGAUUCAGAUGUCUUUUUUAUCUGUGACAUCAACAAUAACCAUCAAAAGACUUCGUCUUCUGUUUACAAAAAUGUUGCAGAAUGUGGUUUGAAUGCGGAGACUUCAAAAACAAGACGCAUGUUGCCUAUGUGUUUUGGUGCCCGAAAAAGACGUAGGAGAAGCCGAUAGGUGAUAUUAAAUUUGUGGAUUUUGGUUACGAUGAAAAUAUAAUCCCUCUCUUUUGUCCAUAUCCCGCAUUGUAAAGAAGUCGCAGGUAAUUAUGAAGCCGGCUUCUUUUCAUUACUAAAUGAAAAAUCUCCAUGAAGAUUGAUUUUCUUCCUGAACUUGUGUGCGCUAAAAUGUGGUUUAAUCUUUACAUAAUCAUUUGGUGUUUUAUUAUGUGAUUUAGUACUCAAGCUCAAAUCGAAAGGCUGCUUGCUCAAGUUCGGGUUUGUCUUGAAUUUAAAGGAUUUUGAGUUACGCUGACUAGCUUGUUAGUUCGGCUCCCACUUGUACUCCUAUGAAUAGCGUAAUAAGUUUGAUAGAUUGGUGUGUCUACUCUUAAUAACUCGUGUUGAAGAUGGUAAAAGAGUUUUUUUUUCAUUGGGGCAA